Messenger RNA from Seminavis robusta, 1934 nucleotides. The record is from the annotation of a GenBank genome assembly. Lineage: Eukaryota; Bacillariophyta; Bacillariophyceae; Naviculales; Naviculaceae.
AAUGAAUCACGAAGAUAACAUUGCCCACUCCUGCUCAACGCUCACAGGUGACACGAAGUCGGCCACAAAAGCAAAAUUAUUGCGACCAACAUUUUUGAGCUGCCACUCGCUUUCGAAGCCACCUUUAUCAUCACCUUAGCACCGAAUAGCCAAACCUAGUCCGUCUUAUCUUAGCUCUGGAAAGAUAGUCCCUUUUGUGUUGAUCGGGUGAUAGAAGAUGGGUUUGUUCAGCAAGAAGAGCAAGAAUUCGGAGCAAAAGAGUACAACUGUUCCGAAGAAAACGUUGUCGCCAGUUUCAUCGUCGACGAACAGUCGAUACGUGUCGCCCACUCUCGAGAAAAUUCCAUCAGAUCUCUCGAAGAACCAAGUUCCUAGCUCUCCUCGUGCAACUCGUCAAACUACGUCUUCUUCGUUGAGAGCUCUGCCACCUUCACCGAAUCGUAUUCAGUCGCCUUACGCUCAAAAGGACGAAGCAGACCCCGAGAUGAUGUCGGUAGAGAAGGAGGACAAACCAUCCGUGACAGAAGAUAUUGUGGCGGCUUCUACAUCUGAAAGUCACACUGAUGAGGAGGAGGAUGAAGAGAUGGUAAUGGUUCGUCCUCGUAAUGGCGAAAGUGAGAAACGCGACGACGACGUCUCUGAUGUUAACCCGGUCGACACUGGCGACGAACAGUCAGAAAUGGUCUAUGGUACCAGCAAGAACAACUCCAGCCACCUUAACAGUCUCUUCAAUGGUCACUUGAUGAAAUGGAAGUUUGACGCUGAAGAAGGACCUGGGUACAUUCGUAUCCCAGCUUUCCUGUCUGGCCUUGGCCUCAUUGGUACCACCACAGCUGCCUUGGUUCUCUAUCCCGUUACUUGGACAAUCAGUUCCAUUGUGAUCUCGGUCUUUGUCUACAUCAUUGCCAUUGCGGUAGUUGUUUUGGAUGGUCGAUUCUUGUCCUACAGUCCUCUGAGCAUCCGGGCACAUUUGCGAAACGUCAUCACGCGCCACUUUGGAAUCUUCCGCUACCUCUGGGGUCGUGGUAUCUUGUACUUGGCCGGUGCCGUCUUGAGUGCUUCUUUGAUGAUUCACAUGACCAUGAUCAGUGGUGCUGUCAUGUUUUUGGUCAGCGUGUUGGCGAUCUUUGUGGGCUCGUACUCUUCGCGAAAGUUUGCAGCUCUACGUCAUUCGCUUUCGGACGAGUCCUUCUUGUUGCUUGAAUUCAGCAAUGUCGACUAUGACGACGACGGUUACAUCAACCCAUCUGAGUUUGCAUCUCUGUUGACUUCGCUUGGUAUGGAAUUGGACGACAGGUACUGCUUGAAGGCUUUCAACAGUAUGGAUACGGACCACGACCGCAGAAUCUCCUUCGAGGAGUUCUGCCACUGGUGGUCCCAAGGGUACAUUGAACGCGGGCGAAAACCGGCGGCAGAUGGCGACGAGGAAUCGUAUCAUCGCUUUGUGUAACUCACGCGAGACCAAGUUUGAGCGAAAACGAGAGAGAGAGAGAGAGAGAGCACAAACGUAAGAGAUUGCGAGACUUGUGUGUCCCUCAGACAGUGCCCAAGCGAUUGAGAAGAGAGAAAGGAGCGAAGACUCGAUCUGACGUACAUCUGAGGCGGCGUGCUGGUGUACUAAUGGCGGGCGGGCCACUUUCGCUUUCUUUUCCCCUUUCGGUCUCUCUCAUCCUUCACGGAUGCUUUGCUUUGAUGAUGCCGCAUCCGUUGCCAGUUUAAAAUGCAUGUUCUGUUUUGUUUUCCGUUGUUUCGAGAAAGAAGACACGGGCAAGAUCCGAUCGAGUAUAUACGGUGUACUUGUACUUACGAUCCUAUCGCUAGCCAUGUCUAUCCUUCCUACGUAUCCUAUAUAUGCCAUCAAUUAGGAAAAAUAGAAGCUAUCCAUGACUACUUUUCAUUUCUUUACCACAAAUACUUCCCCCCUCUUGCUUGCC